UUUACUAUCACAAAUAUAAAAUAUAAAAGACAAAAUCCAGCGGACAAUACUGAAAUGCCAGAAAAAAAGAAGCCAAAAACCAAUAAAAGGACAUUGGAUAAAAUAGCCAGGGUUAAGGGUGAACCUUUUUUUAAUAAUAAAGGAAUAGCCAAGCCAGCUAGAGUUACUGGGCCAGAUUGCAGAUGUGCUCGUUUAAAAUGCUUUGAGAAGAUUACAGAAGACAAAACAAAUACCACUUUAACCAAAUUUAAUAUGCUUAAAUCUAAAGAUGCCCAGGAUAGUCAUCUUGCUGGAUUAAUAUCAUUUAGCCCCCCACGGCAAAGACGUAGUCGUAGAAGACAUCAAGAUGUGCCACAGGAUAAUGGAAUUCAGGAAGUGGAAGAUGCUGUGGAUGAGCCUUUACUACAAAAACAUCAACAUCUAGCUUCUUAUAAAUACAAAAUAAGAGAUGGAGUCAAUGAAGUGCUGGUGUGUGCCAAAGCAUUUUGUAGCAUAUAUGGAAUCUCAAAAGAAUGAUUGCGAUGAAUAAAGUUAUGUCUUGUAAAAACAGGAAAAUCUCCAAAGGACAGACGGGGUCAUUAUGCAAAUAGACCUCGAAAAACUGACAGAAGAGUGUACACUACUAUUCGUGAUCAUAUAAAAGCUUUUAAGUGUCGACAGUCUCAUUAUUCUCGCAGAGAUAAUCCAAAUGUAUACUACUUACCAGAAACUUUAAGUUGCAAAAAAAUGUAUAAAAUGUUUUGUGAAGAAAAUGCAGAUAUGCGAGUCACUAAUAAAGUUUAUUGUUUAUUGGCAGGUUUUUACAAGAGAUUUUAAGUUAAAGUUUGGUAUUCCAAAAAGUGAUACCUGUGGCAUAUGCGACAACUUAAUGCAACAGAUAAACCUCGAAACGGACAUAGAAAAAAAAUCAAAUUUAAAGACUGAAAAAAAUCUACAUUUAUGUAAAGCCGAAAGUUUUAUCAGCUAAAGAAGCAUUACCGAAAUUUAGCUAGGCAAAAUCCUGACGAUUAUUGUUGCAUAUCUUUCGAUUUUAUGCAGAACCAGUUCUCCAUAUUCGCACAAAUGAAGUUUUUUACGCCAUUCAGAUAUGGUACUAUGUUUUUGGAAUACAUAAUGAGGGAAAUGAUAAUGCAACAAUGUACUGCUAUGACGAAACUGUUGCGAAAAAAGGACAAAAUGAUGUCGCUUCUCUACUUUUUCACUUUUUAAAAAACCAUGAAGUUACCACAAAAAAAUUAAUAUUGCUCAGCGAUGGGUGUGCUGGGCAAAAUAAAAAUUAUGUUCUCAUGCGUUUUUUGUAUGUAUUAGCUCACUGUUUGCAGAUGUUCGAAAGUACUAUCCACAUAUUUCCAGUUAGAUGACAUUCUUUUUUAUCAAAUGAUAGAGAUUUUUCUCUCAUUGAAAGACACAAGAAAACUGCAACCGUUGAAGUACCUUCAGAAUGGGACAAGAUUAUAAAGGAAGCACGAGAAAAACCAUCCCCUUAUGAACUUGUUAACAUAGACUCAAACAUGAUAUUUGAUGUAUCAAGCAAUAUUUGUCCAUACUUUCUAAAAAACCCAAAACCACCGGUAAAAAUUAAAACAGCAAGAAUGCUUAAGUAUGACAGAAAUGAACCGGGAUAUGUACUAGCAAGACAAAGUUAUUCUGGAGAGUGGGAACGUAGUUACAUACGAAAUAACAAAUCCUUGCCAAGAGAAGUUCGUUUGACGCAAAACUACAAGGAAUCAGUAACACUAAAACAAUCCAAAAUUAAGCAUCUACUAAAUUUAUCAAAGUACAUUAAAAAAUCUAAAAAUUUAAUGUUUUAUAAAAGAUGUUAAAUACUCAUAAACAAGAUAAUAAAGAAAAUGAUACAGACAAU
This is a messenger RNA of Anthonomus grandis grandis, 1864 nucleotides long. RefSeq lists its product as uncharacterized. NCBI's taxonomy places the organism in Eukaryota, Metazoa, Arthropoda, Insecta, Coleoptera, Curculionidae. The transcript has 3 exons. The record is from RefSeq and is a predicted model, not a curated record. The coding region runs from base 55 to 516 and encodes 153 amino acids.